AUGGGAGCAACAGAAUCAAAACCUCAACAAGAACCCGUCAUUAUAUACAAUCCCAAUGUACCUUUGCAGUUUACACCAAACCUAAUUAAUUCUAUGGAAAAAAAGGCAGAACAAUUACCAGCGAGGGUAGAAAGUCGUCAAAUGGAAGAUAUAAUCAAUAAACGUGUAAAGGAAGAAUUGGAAAAGAUAAAGAAAGCAGAGCAUAGUCUUCAGCAAAAGUUCUAUCUUGAGUUAAGCGAAAAAAAUCAGUCUAACGAAGCAGGCAGUAAAGAAACACUUGAUGAUGUGGAAACUAUGAUUCAAAGGAUUAUGAGAUCUGGAACCAAGGAAUUGCCGCCAAAAGUUAAAGAAUGUCAGGAACAAGUGAUACAAUGCUACAGGUAUAGUUUUUUUCCAAAAGGACAUGUAUUACUUCGAAGAUACCUGACUGUUACUGUAUAA
Messenger RNA from Mycotypha africana, 441 nucleotides. RefSeq lists its product as uncharacterized. The transcript is spliced from 3 exons. The record is from RefSeq and is a predicted model, not a curated record. NCBI's taxonomy places the organism in Eukaryota, Fungi, Mucoromycota, Mucoromycetes, Mucorales, Mycotyphaceae. Bases 1 to 441 code for a protein of 146 amino acids.